AUGGGAGGCAACCAGACAUGGAUUGUAGAAGUCACGUUGCUCGGGUUCCUGGUGGAUCCAGCAUUGGAGUUUCUCCUCUUCUGCCUUUUCUCUCUCUUGUACAUGAUUACCCUGCUGGGGAACGGUGUCAUCCUUGGGACAAUCUGCCUGGACCCUAGACUCCACACUCCCAUGUACUUCUUCCUCUCUCAUCUGGCCGUCCUUGACAUGUCCUAUGCUUCCAAUAAUGUGCCCAAGAUGCUGGCAAAUCUAGUGAGCCAGAAAAGAACCAUCUCCUUUGUUCCAUGCAUAAUACAGACAUUCUUGUAUUUGGUCUUUGCUGCCACAGAGUGUCUGAUUUUGGUAGUGAUGUCCUAUGAUAGGUAUGUGGCCAUUUGCCACCCUCUCCAUUACACUGUCAUCAUGAGCUGGAGAGUGUGCACUGUCCUGGCUGUCAUGUGCUGGGCAUUUAGCUUCCUCUUGGAUGUGGUCCAUUUAGUUCUCAUCCUGAGGCUGCCCUUCUGCGGGCCCCAUGAAAUCAACCACUUCUUCUGUGAAAUCCUGUCUGUCCUCAAGCUGGCCUGUGCUGACACAACGCUCAACCAAGUGGUCAUCUUUGCAGCCUGUGUGUUCAUCUUGGUGGGGCCCUUGUGCCUGGUGCUGGUCUCCUACACGCGCAUCCUGGUUGCUCUCCUGAGGAUCCAGUCCAGGGAGGGCCGCACAAAGGCCUUCUCCACGUGCUCCUCCCACCUCAGUGUGGUGGGGCUCUUCUUUGGCAGUGCCAUUGUCAUGUACAUGGCCCCCAGAUCCAGCCACCCUGAAGAGCAGCAGAAGAUCCUUUCCCUGUUUUAUAGCCUUUUCAACCCUAUGCUGAACCCCCUGAUCUACAGCCUGAGGAAUGCAGAGGUCAAGGGUGCUCUGAGGAGGGCGCUGUGGAGGAGAGGCUGA
Molecule: messenger RNA, 927 nt
Organism: Lepus europaeus (European hare)
Lineage: Eukaryota; Metazoa; Chordata; Mammalia; Lagomorpha; Leporidae
Product: olfactory receptor 2A14-like
Exons: 1
Coding region: 1-927 (308 amino acids)
Biological process (GO): G protein-coupled receptor signaling pathway
Cellular component (GO): membrane
Molecular function (GO): G protein-coupled receptor activity; olfactory receptor activity
Source: RefSeq, a predicted model, not a curated record